AUUACGUCAUCGAGAGAGACUCUCUUCUCUGCAGUUUUCUUUCUGCCUAUCAUUUUCUUUGAAUCCCUCACUUCUUACUUUGCUUCAAAACGUUGUAAGGGAGAAUGUCAAGGACCCACUAUGGCGCUUGUAUUUUUUUAUGGAUUUUUUCCUUAGUGGCAUGUAAGGUUCCAGAGGUUCGCGUGACCUGCAUCUUCUCUGAGGACUGUGUUCUUCCCUGUUCUUACACGCCCACCAAUGAUGAUGUGAAGAUCCAGUGGUACCAGCAGGAGGCGCUCAUACUCAGUUUACAGCAGGCGGGAAAGCGUCUCAUCCAUGGCAACGUCAGCGUGGAACUGAUCAGCGACAGCAGCGUCUCUGAUGGCAACGCAUCGCUGCUUGUGAGACCAGUAGAUACGAGGAGUAGAGGACGAUACAAAUGUGUGGUCAACAAUGGAACUCUGGCAUACGCUGUUGCGACAGUGGAAGCUCCCAUCAGGUCGAUCUCUAUUGACAUCAAUCCCUCUGGGCUGAUCCAGUGCUCUACUAAAGAUGUCUAUCCAGCGCCGGUGGUGCAGUGGAGCACAGAACCCAGGUCAAGUCCUGCUGUUCUGCAACACAUCACCCACAUGGCUACUGGAGGAAGGGGCCUCUUUAGAGUGGAGAGCAUCCUAAAACAGCAAAACAACUGCCUUGAUCAUGUUUACGUGUGUAACAUCAGCUCCAGAUAUGGCACACAGACAUGGACAGCUUCAUUACAGCUGCAAGAAAUUACCGGCUUUGAAGGGAAAGACCUGGUUAUACCAAGUAAAGCUCCCAAGAAACUUCAGUCCUUCUCUCUGGUCUGGACUUUUACGGCAGCAAACAAAACCACAGAUAUCCUCACGUAUGACAGCCGGUCACGUAAAUCCAGCAGCUCCUGGGAUCACGCAGAAUUAAAGGAAGACAACGAAUUGAAGGGGGAUGUUUCACUAAGCCUGAAGAACCCUGGGUUGGAACAUUCUGGAAUUUACACAUGUACCUUCUUAGGAGCAAAGACAAGGCAUCUGGUACAGACCCGAGUUGUUAUUUCGUCCUCCAGAGAGGGAAAAGAUUGUCUUAAAUCUAAUAUGUGGAUGUUGGGUAUCUUCGUCGGAUUAAUCGUUCUUCUUGCACUCAUUUUAAUUAUAAAAAUAUACAAAGUAAAAUCCCAAAGAAAUCAAGACAACUAUCAAGAGGAUGUGGAAAUCCAAAGCAUGAGCACAGACAAAACAUCAGACCUGUGAGAACCUGAAGGAAAUAAACUUCAGCCUUCAGGUUCUCGCAGUUAGCCAUGGAAAGAAGAAAGAAGAGUAUUAUGAGAGAGAAACCAGUAUGGAAUACAAGUCGGAAGACCAGCUGAUGGACUUUAUUUCUAUACAAUCUUCUUUAAUUCUUAUUUGUGAGAAACGAUUUGGAAAAUGACAUAAGAAUAUGUAUUUUUUUUUUAAAUGGUAUUUGGAUUCAAUAUUUUUCGAUAAUUUAUUUUUAAAUAUAAAAUAAAAAAUAU
Messenger RNA from Carassius gibelio (silver crucian carp), 1507 nucleotides. RefSeq lists its product as uncharacterized. The record is from RefSeq and is a predicted model, not a curated record. The coding region runs from base 105 to 1244 and encodes 379 amino acids. The transcript is spliced from 7 exons. Gene Ontology annotation, biological process: cellular response to lipopolysaccharide; T cell costimulation; immune response. Lineage: Eukaryota; Metazoa; Chordata; Actinopteri; Cypriniformes; Cyprinidae. Gene Ontology annotation, cellular component: external side of plasma membrane.